UCCACCUCCACCUUCACCGCACUUGUGCUAACGUAUUUUAAUAAUAAAUUGAAUUUAUUAAUUAAAACCGAGCAAUCCGGCCAUGGCAUCCAUCCUGAGGACGGGCAAACUGCUGCGUUAUUUCGCUGGCUUCACGAGAAACGUGGUCGUGAACUCGGUGCGUGAGAAUGAAACGAGCAAUCUGCUGAGCAAUGCGCCGUGCAUGUGCGGCCAGUUCCAGAAUGGAUUUGCAACGAAUGCCGCAGCCAAAGCGGAGCUGUCCCUGGACAAGCAGAUUCGCCGACUGGACCACGAUGUGCGGCGCACUGGACGCAUUUCACGGCGGGAUCUGGAGGAGGUGCUCGACGAGAUUCGCACACACAGGACGGCCACCAGUUCGCAAUCGCUGCUGGUGAUCCGGUGCUGCGGCAACUUGGUGCCCGAGGAGCUGCCGGAGGUCAGAACGGCCCUGGUGCAGGAGAUCUGGAAGACAUUGAAUGCAUUGAACGUGCCCAUGGACAUCUCGCACUACAAUGCCCUGCUUCGGGUUUACUUGGAGAACGAGCACGGCUUUGCGCCCACCGACUUUCUGGCCGAGAUCGAGGCCAAGGGCAUUGAGCCCAACCGGGUGACCUAUCAGCGCCUGAUUGCCCGAUAUUGCCAGCAGGGAGACAUCGAGGGAGCCACCAGGAUUCUGGAGUUCAUGCGGGCAAAGAGUCUGCCGGUCAACGAGAAUGUCUUCAAUUCGCUGAUUCUAGGACAUUCACAGGCCAACGAUUUGGAGUCCGCCAAGGGCAUUCUGGGAGUGAUGAAGCAGGCGGGAUUGGAGCCCAGUGCGGACACUUACACCACGCUUCUGUGCGCCUUUGCCCGCCAUGGCGAUCUGGCUGCCCUUAGGGAAACGCUAACCGAAUGUGAGCAGAAGGAGGUCAUUUUGCUGGACAAGGAUCUGCUGGACAUCGUGUACACUCUCACUGUUAAUGGCAAUGGCGAGCAGGUGGAUGAGAUUCUGCCCAAGCUGCGACUCUCGCCCGGGUUCAAUCAGGAUGCAGUGAAUGUGAUCCUUCGCCUGGUGAACAAGGGACACGAGGAUGUCGGCCUGAAGCUCCUUCGAGUGAUGCCGAGGAGCAAUCGUGUGAACGGCGAACCCGUGGAUGUGGGCGCCUUCUUUAUCAGGCAGAUGGUUAAGGCCAAUCGGCCAGUGGAGAAGAUCCUGACCAUCUGCAAGACUCUGCAGGCCGAAGGGCUCAAUCCCAAGGCCUUGACCAUUGCCACCGAAGCUGGUCUGACCAAUGGCGUGGUUAACAAUGCCCUUCCUCUGCUGCAAGAGAUGAAGAAUGCCGGUUUGCCCAUCAGACAGCAUUACUUCUGGCCUCUGAUCUGUUCCGCAGAAUCGAAUCAAGUUUUGGAAAUCGUACGUCGCAUGCAGCAGGAGUUUGCCGUGUUUCCCAACUCCGAAACGGUCAGGGACUAUGUGAUUCCCAACCUAAAGGAGAAGAACUGGGAGCGAAUUGUCACCGCUUUGAGGGAUGCCGGAGUUCCAAACUCCACUGCCGUAACCUCGGCCGUCUACUCCGCCCUGGUGACCCACCAAAUUGCCGAUGCGGCCAAGAUUAUGGAGCAGAACAGGGCUUACUAUGUGCCGUUCCUGUUCAGACAGCCUUUGAUCCUGGCCCUCAGUCACACCAACGAUUUCGCCUCCUUCAUCCGCUGUGUCCGCCAAAUUCACGAGGGCCUGCAAUUCCGACAAGGCAAGGAGGAGGAAGUUGAGCAAGUGGAGGGCGGAGCUGCCGCUCCCACGGAACGCAGCACACCCGAUGUGGUGGGUGCUAUCCUCCAGGAGGCCUUCAUUUAUUUCCGGCGGGAUCGUGCGGCUACGCUGGAGAAAAUCCUCAAGGGAUUGGUCAAACAGGGUCUGUCCAUCAGCAGUGCCAAGGCCUCGCAGUUAUCGGAGCAAUUGGGUUCGGAAUUGACACCAAGGAUCUCCGAACUUUUGGGAAAACUGAGCUCAGGUGAACUGCAGCCAGUUCCUCUGCCAAGUAGUGGAAAGCGAAGCUUGGACUCCCUCUCCAUUGAUGAACUUGAACGUUUCAUUGUUAAUGUGGAGAGCAAAGGCGAGAAUGCCAAUAACAUCAAGAGACAACUCUUGAAUGCCUGCUUCCGUUCCCAGAACCUGGAGAAAACCCUUCAGGUCAUCGAGAAACUGGAGACGGAGAAGUUCCAGAUCCCCAUUGGAAUACAUGCCCAGCUCAUCGACCUCUAUACGCAUCACAAGAAAAGUCCAGAAGCUUUGGAUGCCUAUGGCAAACUGAAGGCCAAGGAUGCCACCUUCCAGCUGGAUAACUUAAAGGCUGUUCGUCUGGCUGAUCUUCUCCUGCAAGAGGAACGUGUGGACGCUGCCUUCAAAGUGCUGGAUGAUAACAAAAAGGAUUCUCCGCUAGCCGAAAGCGAGGGAAGCUUUAACUAUGUGAGCACCGUGUGGAGAAUUUUGAAUUCGAUUGCCGAGGCUGGUGAGCCGGAAAAGCUGCGAAAACUAUUCGAUGCCCUGGUGGCUGGCAAUUACGUUGUGCCCACCAACGUCCUUCUCGGACCACUGAUCAAGGUUCACCUGGUCAAGGAUGAUAUUCCCAGGGCCAUCGAAGCCUUUGAGGAGAUCUGCCAGAAGCACAAGUCGACUCCGUGGAAGAAUGAGUUAGCCUGCCGCUUGAUCCAGAAGGAGGAUGCAGCGAAUCUGCAGAAACUAACCGAUUUGAGUACUGGCAUUCAUGGGGAGGUCAACAGCCUUUACGAUCUGGUGUUCUCCUUCGUGGAGUGCGGUCGUGUGCGGCAGGCCAGGAAGAUCCUGGAGACGCCCGGUCUGCGUACGCGUCCCCAGAGGAUCAGCAGUGCCUGUGAUCGCUACAAGAACGAGGGUCAACUGCAGCCUCUGGAAGGCCUCAUUGAAGCCACCAAGGACCUGGGUCACAUCGAUAGAAACAAGAUCUACUACACGCUGCUGUUGAGCUACGACAAAGCUGAUGAGGCGGAGAAGGCCCUUGGAUUGUGGACCAAAAUGCAGGAGGAGUCUGUGACGCCCAACGAUGCUUUCCUCUUGAAGCUGGCAGAAAUCCUGAGGAGAAAAAACAUUGAUGUGCCAUUUGUGGUGCCCGAAACUCAAAGGGAACAAGCCAGAGCCAGGAAGAACAAAGGCGAUGCAAUUAACGAAACAGUCAAAAUCGUAGAUCAACAAAAGGAGAAGGCACCAAAGAAGCAGCAGCAAACUAAAGCGGAAGAAGUAAAGACCAGUGCGCCACCCAAAACCGUUUCCCAUUUGUCUGGCUUCCGUAAAGCCAUCUUGGCCAAUGAUCCCGACGCAGCCAUAUCCCAUAAACAAAGUUUUCUUAGUGGCGACAAAGUGGGGGCCUUGGACAUUUCCCGCCUGAUUGAACUCUUGGUGCGAGCUGAUCGUCUAACCGAGGCCACCAAAUACGUUGAGGAACUGCUGGGCGACAAGCUGCACCCGCAGCCCAAGAUCUUCAAGUUUUACCUGAACAAAAUUGCCGCUGCUGGGGACUUGGCAACGCUGGAGAAGAUUGGCCAGCAGCUGAACGAGGAGCAAAAGCGUCUGGUUUCGUUUGACAAUCGCUUCUGUCAUGCUAAUAUCGUGGCCGGCAAGGCGGAGCAGUUCCUAAAGCACUUGACCACGGAAAUCGAAGCAGCCAAGAAUGCUGAGGAGGCGACCAAGCUGGCCGAGAAGUUCCCACGCGGCGGAGCUGUGGGCAUUUUGGACAAGCACCCGGAAUUGGUGCCACAAUACCAAUCCCUGGCCGAGAAGUUUGCCGCCCACAAUCAACUGGGACCCAUGAAUGUCCUGUGGAUGCAUCUGAUCUCCAGCGGUCAGGAGGCGGCCUCCAAGGAGAUCUGGGACAAGCACCUGUCAAAUGCCCCAAGGUUGAUGUUCCAGCGCGUUUUGCAGACGGCACGGGAGCAGCAGGACGAGAAACUCGCCGCCACGGUCAUCUCCCAGCUGAAGAACAGCAAAAUCUCGGAGGGAGCGAUCGGCAAUGCCUACUCCUGCCUCAUCGACAUCCAGACGACCAAGGGCAACUCCGACAAGGCCAUGGACGCACUGGCCAAUGCCAUUAAGGACGUCUCGCUGGAGAACAUCAACAGGACGGCCCUGCUCCGCUUGAAACAGGCGGUGGAGGAGAAGUCGCAGAAGUUCCCCUACACGAUUCCCGAGAAGCGAACAAAGGCCGAUGACUCCAGCUCCUCUUCGUCCUCCUCGUCCUCCAGCGACGACGAUGUGUCGCCAUCGAUACCCGAAACCGUUCCACCCAAACCGGACAGCAAGGCUUAGUGGCUUCUGUAGUAAAGCCCCUUCUCUAGUUUAACCCGUCGUGAUUAAAGCCUAUUUUUAAAGUAUUUACUAUGGAUAAACGAUUUGUAAACUAAAAUAAAUUUAGUUGUUUUGUUGCGAAA
Drosophila elegans is the source of this 4440-nucleotide messenger RNA. It is a transcript of the gene bsf, whose product is annotated as leucine-rich PPR motif-containing protein, mitochondrial. Gene Ontology annotation, molecular function: protein binding. NCBI's taxonomy places the organism in Eukaryota, Metazoa, Arthropoda, Insecta, Diptera, Drosophilidae. The coding region runs from base 83 to 4318 and encodes 1411 amino acids. The transcript has 5 exons. The record is from RefSeq and is a predicted model, not a curated record.